Molecule: messenger RNA, 675 nt
Organism: Plectropomus leopardus (leopard coralgrouper)
Lineage: Eukaryota; Metazoa; Chordata; Actinopteri; Perciformes; Serranidae
Product: claudin-15-like
Cellular component (GO): bicellular tight junction; membrane
Molecular function (GO): structural molecule activity
Source: RefSeq, a predicted model, not a curated record
AUGAAUGCAAUAGUGGAAGCUUUGGCCUUCUUCCUUGGGUUUCUGGGAUGGCUGAUGGUUGGGAUUGCCCUUCCAAAUCGAUACUGGAGGGUCUCGACAGUGGAUGGCAAUGUUAUUACCACAUCAACCAUCUAUGAAAACCUGUGGAUGUCCUGCGCAACUGACUCUACGGGAGUUCAUAACUGUCGGGAUUUUCCAUCUUUGCUCGCACUUAGUGGGUACAUUCAGGCCUCUCGGGCGCUCAUGAUUGCUUCCAUUGUGUUUGGGACAUUUGGGCUUGUGGCUACUCUCGCAGGAAUGAAGUGCUCAAAAAUAGGAGGCGAGAACUACGUUCUGAAGGGGAGGAUUGCUGCGAUUGGAGGAGUGUUCUUUUUACUACAGGGGCUUUGCACCAUGAUUGCUAUAUCUUGGUAUGCAGCCAACAUCACACAGGAAUUCUUCGACCAGUUUUAUCCCGGCACAAAGUAUGAGAUCGGAGAGGGCUUGUAUAUCGGCUGGUCUUCAGCCACACUUGCUCUUUGUGGAGGUUCGUGCCUCUUGUGUGCUUGUAAAGUCAACAAACCUGAUGAAAAAAUACCGUAUCCGUACCAGCCAUCCUCCAGAGGACACGUGCUGUCCACUGGGGCACCGUCUCAGUCUGUCCCCAGCAACUAUGGAAGAAAUGCUUAUGUCUGA